AAACUUCAAGAAAAGAACAAGGAGUUGGAGAUCAAGUUCGAUGGUUAAGCUGAAGAAUUAUAUUUGGAAGGUCCCCAGCAACAGGUUACGGAGGCAGCCAAGAAGUUCUUUACACAAAUCACUGACACGGUUGAAAAGAAACUUACUUUAUCUGCCAGCUUCUUGGAGAUUUUAAACACAGAUGAAGGGCUUCAGACUGUAAAACGUGAGUUGGAAAGAAACAACCUGGAAGCAGUGUUCGUUAUUGAGAAAGAUGCCACCAUAGUGGGAUCAUCAGCAGCGCAUGCAGACAACGCGGCGAGGCUCGUGAACAAAUUAAUGCUGGAAGAGAAAGUUCAAGUGGACGAGAAAAGCAAGCAUUUGUUGAAGUCAGCUGAGUGGCUGAAAUUGUGCGACGAAUUGAACCAAACGGCUGUUCGUGUCCAUAGAAAUAGCUGGAACGAUACAUAUGUAACCGGGUUCCGAGAUGACGUCACCGAAGUGAUCAAGAAGUUUAAUACCUUCCUCGAAAACAAUUGCAUCAGGAAGGAACGUUUUGUGUGUGAGUCUGAUAUUCAGCGGAGGUAUCUUCUUGAGCUACGUCAAGAUGAUCUGCGUACUAUACAAGGUAAACUGAAAGAUUUUGGAGUGAAGAUUGAAAAAGGAAAAGGCUAUGAUGAUUUUGUCAUUUCUGGAAACAGAGAGGGUUUGAAACGUUUAAGAAAGGAGAUCGGCGCUGUGAUAAAUGCCACUGAGUCGAAAACCUUUGAGGUGAAACAGCCAGGCCUUCGAAAAUACUUUGAUAGUGGAAAAGGAGAUCGGCUGGUGAAAUCAGUAGAAAAAGACCAAGAUUGUGCCAUAAAAGUCCAGAAAAAUAUAGGUCGAGGAAGGGUGGACGAGGAGGUGCACCUCCAAUCCGUAUCCGAUGGUUCUACUUCUUCAUGCGACAGUGAAGAUGAUGCUGAGGAUGACCAAGCUAUCACUGUUGGAACUGACGCGUCCACCCUUGUAAUUGCCCAAAAGCACAGAGUGUCGUGGAAAUCUGGAAAAAUAGAGGCAGAGAAGGCGGACGUACUUGUCAGUUCUCAAGGAGCAUGCGAUGAAGCAAUCAUUAAAGCCGGUGGUCCUCAGGGCGUAACUCCUAAAGUUGGUGACAUCGCUGUCUCAGGUGGUUUUUCCUCGGUCAGUCACGUGAUUCACACCAACUGUUGUAAGUGGAACAACGGCGGAGGGGAACCGACGCUACGGGCCAUCGUACAAAAGUGCCUGCAAACAGGCGAAUCGCUUGGAGUGAAUUCCAUUGCAUUUCCAAUCAUUGGAACAGGAAACUUACACUUCCCACGCGAUACAGCCUCAAGAAUCAUGUUGGAUGAAACUGUUAUUUUCUGCCGAUCUAACCUUGCUUCUAAUUUACGGGACAUCCGAUUUGUCGUGUUUAACCAAGAUCAAGCGUUAACUGCUGCCUUCAAACAAGAGAUGGACAAACUGCAACCCCAGCAUAUUGGCCACUCCGCCAUCAAAGCUGAAGCAAGAGGAAUAGGUUCCUUCUUUGGAAGAGAGAAAACAGUGGUAACAUCGGGUGUUGGUAUCGAAGUUUUGCAGGGUGACUUGUGCCAGGAGACUUCCGACGCCAUUGUGAAUAUAACAAGUAAAGACUUGAAUAUGGACACUGCAGGAAAGUUGAGUAAGGAAGUGAAACGACGUGGUGGUCAACAGAUACAGGAUGAGUUGAAUCAGUUCGGAAAGCAAUCGGGUGGAACUGCAUUGAUUACCAGCGGUGGAAACCUACCUGCACCAAACAUUAUUCAUUUAAUACCGGACACCAACAAUAAAGACCACUUCCAACAGUGCGUAGAAAGAUGUCUUCAGCUGGCAGAGAAGCAAAGUCUUCGAUCCAUUUCUAUCCCCGCACUUGGCACUGGAGCUUAUGGUAUGUCUGCAAUGGACUCAGCCAGUUUGAAAUUUAAGGCCCUUACAAACUUUAGCGCUAGCUUCCGUACCCUUCGCAAGAUCAGGAUUGUAAUCUACGAGGCUCCAAUGAUGAUGGCAUUUCAGCAAGCACAUCAAAGGAACUCGUUUUCUUCACAAGCAGGUGUGGUUCAGCGCAUGCACUUCCAUAGUCCCUUCAAAGUUGAGGUGACAAAUGGCGAUUUGACUCAAGAGAAUAGCACCGAGGCUAUCAUGAAUAUUAUCAGCGCGUACAUGAACAUGAAUAACGCCGGAGACUUGAGCAAAGCCAUAGCAAGACAGAGUGGUCCACAAGUGCAACAGGAAUGCAACCAACUGGGAAAGCAAUCUCCUGGAACAGCGGUAUUAACCAACGGAGGUAGUUUACAAGUACCUUAUAUUAUUCACAUUAUUCCUGGCUCUUCAGAUAAGAAACAUCUCCAGCAAUGUUUGGAGGAGGGUCUUCGUAUUGCGGACACCAAUAACUUUCAAGCGAUCUCAAUUCCAUGUGUUGGCACAGGAGGCUACGGCUUGACUGGAGCAGACUCAGCCCAACUGACGUUCAAAGCACUAAAUGCAUUCAGUGUCCGCUGUAAAAGCAUUAAAAAGGUGAGGGUGGUUGUGUUCCAGGCUUCUAUGAUACAGGAGUUUCUACAAGAGCAGAAGAAACAACCAGUGCGAGAUGUUGAAGAAGAAGACAGUGACUCGGAGAAUGCAGCAGCUGGGCAAACCAGAAGACUGAGACGUAGGCAGGUACCAGCCCAAGAUAGUGAAGACUUUGUAAGAAUAUCUGUGAUCGGCAAAGACAAGUUCAGCGCGGAGAAAGCCGUGGAAUCCUUGAAGAAAGGUUUUUCUGAUGCUUGUACAAUGGAAAAAGUUGAAAGUGAAGUCGUCAGUCAGCUUUCCGAUAAACAGAAAGAUGCCCUGAGAAAAAAAGCGAAAGACCGCGACGUCAAACUUGAAAUUGAGGACGGCGUGAACUGCAUUGUCGUCCGUGGUGAACCAACCCAAGCAUCUGGAAUGGUCGGGGAGAUCUGGAAAGAGAUCAAUGAGAGGACCAAGAAGAAGCAAGAAGAAGAACAGGCGAAGUUGGUUUCAAAGAACAUAGAGUGGAGCUAUGAAAUGCAUGGCGCAAAAGAGGCGUUUGAUCCGAAAGCAAAUGGUAAGAUUGAGUUGGCCUACAGGAAAGAAGAGCCCACGGCGCAGGUUUUUCUACUCGGAGACAAGUUUGUCAUCGACUUGAAGAAAAACUCUGGGCGUGGACAAACGUCUGGUGAACAAAUAACACUGUCAAGAAAGGUUAUUGGUACUGGUGAAGGAAUUAUUUUUCCCAAAAACUGGACGCCAAUGCCAAAUGAUGACAGAAAAAAAGAGGUCAGUGUUCACUUGGUAACACUAGCUAGCUUUUCACCCGAGUACAAGAAGGUUAUGGAUCAAGUUUUGGACCUUGUUCGUUCAGUUGACAUCGUGAGCAUAGAACGAGUACAAAAUCCUUAUCUGUAUCGGGCCUACCAGUUACUGAAGCAAAAGAUGGAAACUGAGAAUGGAGAAAGCAACGAGCGACAAUUGUUCCAUGGCACAAAUCCUGACAACGUACAGAAAAUAAAUCAAUCAGGGUUCGACUGGAGAUUCUCGGGACAUAUGCACGGAGCUAAGUAUGGUGCUGGAGUUUACUUUGCCAGAGAUGCCUCUUAUUCCAUACAUUACGCAACUCAACCCAGUGUUGGCACUCAUCGAGUUAUGUAUCUUGCCCGGGUCCUAUUGGGUCAAUAUUGCAAAGGCGAAGAAAGUAUGAGAAAACCUCCCCCCAGAGAUCCCGCGUCUCCCGAGAUUCUAUUUGACUCCACGGUGGACAAUUUGUCUAAACCUUCAAUUUUUGUCGUGUACCAGGACAGCCAGUGUUACCCAGAAUAUCUUAUCACUUUCUAUAAAGCAGGACAAUGAAACAAUGAAGAGAGGAUUCUUAAAUUAGCGAGGCGGUUUCACUCAUCUCCAAAGUAUGAAAAGUAAUCUCACUGGUAGACUCUUUACAUUUUUUACAGCUACGAAUUCUGAACACGUUGCUUAAAAACAGUGCAAUAGGAAGGUCACGAUAAAGGCAACAUCAUGAUACACCAAGCAGCCGUUGAUUAAAAGACAUAACUUAGUUUGUAAGCGCAAUUUCUAGUACCCUCAGGGAUAAGGAUUUUUGGAUUCUCUUGUUUUUAAGGCAAUCUAAGUUGGGUCUAAGUUCGAUCGGAACGUUAAAAUAAUUUUUUUUCUUGUUUGAACUCUCCACAAUAUAACAUAAGCUUAGAAUAAAACCUGUUAGCGCUAAAAAGAUUUUUGUUUUGUCCGUUGCUCAGCUGUGUCAGCGACUGACGUAUUAUGGUUUUCCUCACGCUGAGAAGAGCUUAAAAGUCAUUUCCUUGUUAAGCAUUUUAUUCAGCUCGCUUCAAUUUUUCCUUAAAAUAAUUCCCUUACCGUACCAAGGUGAGAUUGACCGGCUUGUUUCAAACGUAACAAACGACAUUUGUUCAGCAUUGUAAUAAAAGCGGUGAGAUGACUGAGAAACAGCUGUCAGAUGCAAGAAGCUUAAAUAAACACAUUUUUCUUUGAUUCAGA
This is a messenger RNA of Stylophora pistillata, 4530 nucleotides long. RefSeq lists its product as uncharacterized. Gene Ontology annotation, biological process: negative regulation of gene expression. Gene Ontology annotation, molecular function: RNA binding; NAD+ poly-ADP-ribosyltransferase activity; transcription corepressor activity. The record is from RefSeq and is a predicted model, not a curated record. Gene Ontology annotation, cellular component: nucleus; cytoplasm. Lineage: Eukaryota; Metazoa; Cnidaria; Anthozoa; Scleractinia; Pocilloporidae.